Macrosiphum euphorbiae (potato aphid) is the source of this 2112-nucleotide messenger RNA. Lineage: Eukaryota; Metazoa; Arthropoda; Insecta; Hemiptera; Aphididae. The record is from the annotation of a GenBank genome assembly.
AUGGAUAAAAAUAAUAAAGUGUUUGGUAUUUUCAAUUUUAAAAGUAAUAAAAAUGAAUCCUUGUGUGAAAAUAAUGAACCUCAGGAAGGACUUGAAAAUACUUCUGUUGCUGAAGUUGAUCCUGAUGAUCCACCUGUUUUACCGGAUGUACAAAAGUUGCCUUCUGAGAGUAUUGAUAUUGGGGAUAUAAAUACAGGCCCGAUUCGCCCAAAGUUACAGACAUAUCCAAAAACUGUUUUUGGCAAACAAAACAGAGGAUUUUCAUCUACAUUGUUUGAUGGUUUUCCUUGGCUUGAAUACAGUAUUCAAAAGGAUGCUGUCUUUUGCUAUCCAUGUAGAGUUUUUGGAACUGGGAGGUCAGAAGAUACUUUUGUUACCAAAGGGUUUAGAAAUUGGAAAAAGAUAAGUGGAUCCAUUUCUAAGACUUCCAAAUUUAAUUCAAAGUCAAAAUUAGAAAUUCAUGCUACAACUAAACAACAUUUGAUUAAUUCAGAAAAAUGGGCCUCAUAUACUCAGAACAUAAAAUCAGGUUCUGUACACACUCAGAUGGCAAGUGCAUAUCGUGAAAAAGUGUUAAAAAAUAGAGCUUACAUAAAAAAUCUGAUUGAUGUAGUUUUGUAUUUGGAACGUCAAGGACUAGCAUUCCGUGCGCAUAACGAAGAAAAAACAUCAAUUAACCAAGGUAAUUUUAAGGAAGCUUGUGUUUUACUGUCUAAAUGUAAUGAAGAUUUUUCUACCAUAUUCAACGAAAAAACCAAUUAUACCAGUUGGUCAAUCCAAAAUGACCUUAUAAACAUCUCUGCCCAAAUGAUAAAAAACACAAUUGUCAAUGAGCUGAUAGAAAGUGGAUUUUUUAGUGUCAUGUGUGAUGAAGCAAGAUGUUUCAGACAAGAGCAGAUGUCAAUUUGUGUACGUUAUACCAAGAAUUUAAAAGUGUAUGAACGAUUUUUAGAUAUGUGCAAAUUGGUAAAGGAUACUAGAAUAGUAUUUAAUUGUCUUGAGACAUUGUAUGUUUAUUUUUCACACCCGGGUAAUGAUGCAAAAUUCACCGAGAUUCAAGUAAAAUUAGGUAUCAAAAAAACUUCUCUGACUCGUUUAAGUGAUACACGUUGGAAUUGUCGUGUAAGAAACUGUGUUGCUGUAAAAUUAAACUAUAAAGCUAUAGUUACAUUGUUAAAUGAUGAAAUCAACUCUUCCACAAAUAAAGAUGUUGUACAAGCAAUAGGCAUUAUGACUAUUAUUACUAAACCAUCAUUUAUUGUUAAUCUCAUUAUUUUGGAAGAAGUAUUACAAAUUAUAAAUAUAUUGUCUACUCAGCUACAAAAAAAAGAUGCUACAUUAGGAAGCGCUGUUACUUUAAUUGAAGGAGUCAUUAAAACCUUUGAGUCCUUACGCACAGAAGUUGAAUUUCAUAAUAUAUGGGAAAAGAUAAUCAAUUUUACCAAAAUCAAUAAUAUAAUACCAGAUUUCACAGGUCCCAAUAGUAAAACAAGUAAACGUCAACGCCAAUCAACAAGUAAUUUAGAAGAUUUUCAUGUUUUUGCAACUACAAGUUCUGAACAACAAAAUCAAAAUGAGUUUAAUCAAUAUACAGAAAGUUAUUGGAGGACUCAUUAUUAUCAAAUUAUAGACACUUUAAUAAUACAUUUUAAUAAGAGAUUUUCAUCAAAUAGCUUGGAAUUGGCAACAUCUAUUGAUUACUUUCAUAAAAUGAAUUAUUAUGAGAGUCAAUGUUUUAUUGAACAGUACAAAGACUUAUUGAAUGUGGAUGUAAAUACCCUUCAAUCAGAAAUGCUUGUGGUAAAAAACUGUGUGUCUCGUAGAAACCCCAAUUUCACUUUGGAAGAUAUCAAAUUAAUCAUGGAUGCAGAGCUUUAUCCUAAUUUAUAUAAACUGUUAUCAUUAUCUUUAACAAUUCCAAUUAGCUCUGCAAUAUGUGAAAGAUCAUUCUCAGCAAUGAGAAAGAUUAAAAAUUGGCUUCGAACAUCUAUGAAUCAAGAUAGAUUUACAAAUUUGUCAUUAAUUUAUAUAGAACGAGAUUUAUCAAAUGAAUUGUCCAACGAAAAAAUAUUAGAUACAUUUGCAAUUUCUAACCGAAGGUUACAAUUAUAA